CGAGGAAGAUAUAGAUAGGAGAAUUCCUGGCUGACACAUUCCUCGCGUAGCUGUCCGUGUGCGCCCGCCGUUGAAACCGACCGACCCGGGCUUCGAGCUCAUUCCUCAGCGUUUCCAGCGCUCCAUGGUCCACGUUACGUCGCCGACCAAUCUUGCUGUCGAUGUGCCCCAGGGCCGCAAGUUGUUUGUCUUCGAUCGCGUGUUUCCCGAGACGGUCGACCAGGAGGGCAUCUGGGAGUAUCUCAGCGACAGCGUCAACUCAUUUGUCCAGGGAUACAAUGUCUCCAUUCUCGCCUACGGCCAGUCGGGCGCUGGCAAAUCGUACACGAUGGGAACCGCGUCCCCGAACGAACAAAGCGAUACCAAGGGGAUGGGCAUUAUCCCUCGUGCGGCCCAGCUGCUGUUUGAAAAACUCGAUGGCACGGUCAAAUCGAAUCGUAACAGUGUCUCCGGCUUGCGCACACCCACAAGAUACUCCAUGAACUCCACUACUAGCAUUGGGAAGAAUGCCCUGGAGAAGAACUGGCAACUCAAGGCCACCUAUGUCGAGAUCUACAACGAGCACUUGAGGGAUCUUCUUCUCCCCGAGUCCACACCGCAGGGUGACCGCACGACGGUGACCAUCCGAGAGGAUACCAAGGGUCGUAUCCUUCUCACCGGCUUGCACCAGGUGAAUAUCAACUCAUUUGAAGACUUGAUGAACGCGUUGCAUUUCGGUUCGUCGAUCAGACAGACAGAUUCCACGGCGAUCAACGCCAAGUCAUCUCGAUCGCAUGCCGUCUUCAGUUUGAACCUGAUUCAGCGCAAGUCCGCCUUCCCCUCGGUUACUUCGCCCAAGGAUAAGCGUAUGUCGAUGCCCGUCGAGUCCCUCUCGGGCUCGGACGCUUCGGUCACCGUCGACAGCAAACUGCACUUUGUGGAUCUGGCGGGCAGCGAACGGCUCAAGAACACCCAGGCCUCCGGCGAGCGCGCCAAGGAAGGAAUCUCGAUCAACGCUGGCCUGGCCGCUCUGGGCAAGGUCAUCUCUCAGCUCUCGUCCCGCCAGGCCGGCUCGCACGUCUCGUACCGUGAUUCCAAACUCACUCGACUGCUCCAGGACUCGCUCGGCGGAAAUGCUAUCACCUACAUGAUCGCCUGUGUCACCCCGGCCGAGUUCCAUCUGAGCGAAACCGUCAACACCGUCCAGUAUGCGCAGCGCGCCAGGGCCAUCCAAAGUAAGCCUCGGAUUCAACAGGUGGCGGAUGACGGCGACAAGCACGCGGUGAUUGAGCGAUUGAAGGCCGAGGUCGCGUUCCUGCGCCAGCAGAUUCGUAACGCCGAGGGUAACGACCGUCGGAGCAUUGUGCCCCAGGACCGAUCGGAACGGCAGAAUGAGCGGGAGAUGGAGCUGCAGAACCAGUUGCUCGACACGCAGGAAAGCUAUAAUGCGCUCAGUCAACGCCACGCGCGGCUCAUCGCCGAGCUUACCAACCAGACCGAGGGCACCAACGGCGAGGCUGAUGAGGGGACCACGAGCUCGGUCGAAAGGCUCAAGCGCUCUUCCUCCUUUGCCCAGUCUGUGGAGCAGGUCGUUCUCGAGUACGAGAAGACUAUCCAAAGCCUGGAGUCGUCUCUCUCCAAUACGCGCUCGUCCCUGGCGGUCACGGAGAGCACCCUGCUCGAGCGCGAGACCAAGUGCGCCUACAUCGAGACCGUCAACUCCCAGCUGCAGACGCGAAUUCAGAAGAUGGUCGACCGCGAAGUCAACACCGAGACCUACUUGCGAGACCUGGAGUCAAAGCUUGACGGCCACUCGUCAGGCGAGGAGAAGCAGUCGGCGAUCGUCAACGAGCUGCGCAAGGAGCUCACCCGGGCUCGCGAGAGUGAAGCCAGCUGUGAGGAUUACAUUUCGACCCUUGAGGAACGUCUGGCCGAGGCCGAUCAGGACAUGGAGCUCAUGCAGAGAGAGAUGGAGCGCCUGGAGCAUGUGAUUGACCGCCAGCGCAGCCUGGGCAAGCUGGACAACCUGCUCUAUGAGCUCGAUCAUCUCAGCCAGCAAAACAAUCAAAAUGGAAUCGUGCCGGAAGAAGAUGCUAGUUUCGAGGAGAUUACUCCUCAUCAGCCGGUGGUGACACCGAUGAAGAGCGCCCAGCAUGGUCGCAAGCGAACCAUGUCUUCAGCACUAGACGUGCUGACUGAGGCGGUUGAGACGGCCAUCCCAGAAUCCGACGAUGAUCUGGUCGAACCGAUCCCCGAAGUCGAUGACGACCGAACGAUGGAAUCGGAACUCACCCCCGCGGCGGAAAAGCCCUCCGGCGACGGCGAUGACGACGACAACGACGUCGACGAUAGCGAUGACCUGCAAACUUUGGAAAAGGUAUCCAACCAUCUGGACUUGAGCCACGGCCACCAUUUUCACGAGUACGAGCCGCCGAGCCCGGCGCAGUCCAAAUUUGUGGCCGACAAGCUGGAGACCGUCACCCAGGAGCUUUUCGACCUGCGCAUGCAGCACGAGGCGACUAUGACCGACUAUGAGCUCCUGGAAGCCAAGUACGAAGAAGCACUGAAAGCACUGGCCGAAAUGCAACAGGACGCCGCUGACGAGGUUCGCCACCCGGCCGCGGCCGUCCACGCCCUCCUUUCCCAGACCGCUGCCUCCCGACCGGUGUCUUUUUUAGGCGAAGGCAAGACUCCAGAAUCCGCCAGGACUGGAGAUCGACGGGCAUUCUCGCAAUCGCUUUCCUCGGAAUUGUCCUUGGUCGGGGAGUCGGGUGUUGCCUCGCCGGAGGCCUCGCCUCGUACCCUUGAAACGGAACAGGAGCCCGAGCAGGAACACUCCCAACAAGAGGAACAAGAAGAGGAACAACAACAACAGGAACAGGAACAAGAACAGCCGCAGCAAACAGAAAAACCAGAGAACGGCGAAGAGUUCCAUAGUGCUCCGGCGAGUGCUCUCAUGAGCGCCGCAGAAAGCGUGGUAGGGAGCGAUGAAACCGCCGCGGCGCAGGAGAUGGAAAACAUGCGUCGACUGCUGGGCGAGCACCAGGAAGGGGUGAGCAUCAUGACACAAAAGUACGCCCAGCUGCAGGCCGAGCACGAGGAAACGCUGGGCCUGGUCGAGACGCUCAGAGGGGAGCUUCAGCGGACGCGGUCGGCUUCGUCCCCGCCCACAACGCCCGGCUUCAAGACGCCGGUGAUACGCCGGGUAACGAGUCAGAACCUGAUGUCAACGGUCGACCGGGCGCACCGGUCGCUGGCCGCCCUGCGCAACAUUGCCAUCGAGGAAUUCGACGGCCGCCCGGACACGAUGCAGAAUUUCGAGGUCCACCUCGACUCGGCGAUGCACGAGCUGCACACCCGCAUGGAACGGAUUCAGGCGCUGGAGGCGGAGAACCAGAGCGUCAAGAAGGAGAUGGAGAUGAAGACGACCAUCAUCUCCGGGCUGACGCGCGAGCGGUCGAGUUUGCAGGGCGCCUCGCCCGUCGACCGGGGCCUUGUGUCGCAGCUGCGUGACCAGGCAGUGCAACAGGAACAGCAGAUCCACGCCCUCAUGGAGGCGCACGAUCUGCGGGAGAAGGAGCUGCUGGCGGAGAUCGAGGCCCUGAGCGAUCUGGUCAAGACCCAGGCGGAAGCGCAGGUCGAGGCCGCCGGUGGGACGGAGGCCCAGGCGCAUCGGAUCGGCGCCCUGGAGGAGGAGCUGGCCGAGUGGAAGGGAAAGCACGCCGCGGUCGUCGAGGCCCUACAGACCUCCGAGAGCAAGCUCACCACUUCUCUCGCCGAGCUCGAGGCCGCACUGGUCUCCAUCGAGGCCCUGCACGCCGAGCGCGAUGUGGCCGAGCGGGCCACCGGCGAGAGGGAUGCCGCCACCCAAGAAGCAUCCGAGAGCGAGCGCGCCGUGCAGCAGGAGCUGGUCGAGAGCCUGAACGGAGAGAUCGCCGGCCACAAGGCAACCAUUGCUACCCAGCUGGACACCAUUGCGGGCCUGCAGCAGUCUCACGACGAGGCGCAGGAGCGUCUGUCCGAGGCUCUGUCCGACAGGGAGGGCACGGCGAGCGCGAUAGAGACUCAGCGGUUGCGCAUCUUCGAACUGGAGCAGGAGAUGGAGAACCACCACGCCACCGUGGACGCGCACCAGAAGGAGCUGCAGGCUCUGGAGGAGUCUCACAAGCGCCAGCUGGAGGAGCUCGCGGCCAGCACCAAGGCCGCUCUACAGGCGGACGCCGAGUCACGCCUCGCCGAGCGGGACGCGGUGCACGACGCCGAACACGUCAAGGUCGCGGAGAGCCUCAAGGCCGAGAUCCUCGAGUCCCGGCAGGAGCUGGCCAAAAUGCUGCAGACGGUAUCGAAGAUCCUCCGGUCGGAGGUGACGCCGGAGUCGUUGUCGGACCAGAUCGAGGACGUGGUGUCGCAGAAGCAGCACUUCUCGGAGAAGUACGUGGAGAUGAUGGAGGCCAACGAGGAGCUGAACCGCAAGCUGCAGCAGACGAGCAGCCUCGACAGCCGGGUGGAGGAGCUGAACCUGCAGAACUCGGUGCACGAAGCCAAGGUGAACGAGCUGGCGCUGCUGGUGGCCACGCUCGAGGACACCAUGCGCCAGAAGGACGAGCAGAUCAAGAAGAAAGACAGCAUCAUCGAGGAGAUUGCGGCCGAGAAGCAGAAGAGCAUCCGGCUGGUCGAGGACGUCUGUCCGUCAUCCAGCAGGAGCGCGACCAAGCCCUCGAGGACGCCAAAACCAAGAUCUCCCAGUACGAAAAGGAGAUCGAAACGUACCAGGUGCGCAUGGAACAGUUGGAGCUCCAGCUCAAGAACAGCGGCCCCCAGGAGCACUCACACGACCGCAGCAGCUCUCUGACGUCCAACCUGCGCAAGAGCGCCUCUGCGGCGUCUCUGCCCUCGCCGCCGCCAGCAAUCCCUCUGCCGCCGCUGCCAACGAUCGCGUCGACGACCUCUGGCGGCUCCGGCAGCAUCUCCCCGCCAGCCUCGCGGCACGCGAGCAAGGAGCUGGUCAGCGCCCAGCUGGUGGAGGACCAGGAGGCCCGGCUCCGCACGAUCGAGAAGCACCUGUACGCGGAGAAGCAACUGACGGCGACGCUCGAGGAGGCCCUCGGCGACCUCGAGUCCCAGAGCAACAAGGUCAAGAACGACUGCGAGA
Molecule: messenger RNA, 5131 nt
Organism: Penicilliopsis zonata CBS 506.65
Lineage: Eukaryota; Fungi; Ascomycota; Eurotiomycetes; Eurotiales; Aspergillaceae
Exons: 5
Coding region: 125-4831 (1568 amino acids)
Biological process (GO): microtubule-based movement; mitotic spindle organization
Molecular function (GO): microtubule binding; ATP binding; microtubule motor activity
Source: RefSeq, a predicted model, not a curated record